Molecule: messenger RNA, 1593 nt
Organism: Penicillium longicatenatum
Lineage: Eukaryota; Fungi; Ascomycota; Eurotiomycetes; Eurotiales; Aspergillaceae
Exons: 1
Coding region: 1-1593 (530 amino acids)
Source: RefSeq, a predicted model, not a curated record
AUGUCUCACCACGGAUAUCGCCAUUCUCGGAUCGGGAGGAUCAUCAAUGCAAAGCAUCGACAUGAGGCUGGUGACGGAGAUGUAGUGGAUGACUCGAACCCAAUUGUACAGGACGUGGCCGAAGCGCAAAAGCCUCUGGUAUCUGAAGUCACAAUAUUGGCCGAGCCAUGCUACCCGUUGCUGGAUAAGGCGUGUCUGGAGAAUAGAGCCACCCUCUCCGAAGACUUCCUGGUAAAACGACAAGCGGAAUCAUCCCAAACCUUAGCUGAAGUGCCGACUGUAGUGCAAGUGGUGGAGAGCGCCUCCCAAACUUCAUGGCCAUCCACCGGAAUGGAUUUUCCAAUGACCAAUUCAACCACAGCUCUCCUUAGCGUGACGAUCUCAGUGAGUGAUUCGUUGCUGGUGUCUUCUCCAACAGACUCUCCAAUCACGUCGAUCACGUCGCCUGCUACUCAGAUCACGACUACGGCUACAGCAACGGCAACGGCUACAAGCAAGCAGCGUGUACCUAUCUCGUCGCCCAAGGUUUCUGCGGCUGCUAGCUCUCAGCCUCAUACUUCUACUCCCCUGGUUUCAUCUGCCAGCAGCCCGACAACUUCAUCUACGACCAGUACCCCAACUGUGAACAGUGUUUACUAUCAUCCCUCGUCAUACUCAUCUUUUUACUCCGACUCCGACACUACCACUUCGUGGACUGGCUACUAUUCAAGCUCGAUGCAAUCGCCAUCUUCAUCUACGGGACUGUAUGGAGGUGCUGUGCAGACUGGUCUUAAUUCUGGCUCCGGAGUCGACGAUGGAUCAGGGUCAUCCACGAACACAGGGUCCUCAGGCUCAGGGUCUUCUAUCUCCCCUACAACAUCCAAAAUCGUGGGCGGAGUUGUGGGUAGCGUUGCAGGUCUGGCUUUACUUUUCGCUCUUCUCUUUUAUAUCCUCCGCCGACGCGGUUACCUCCAGCGCUUUUUAAAGGACCAAGGAACCGAGACCCUUCCAUCCAGCGAUGCUGGGACUGCUGCUACCAGAGAAAUGUCCGAGAGACCCUCAAGCGUUCUUACCACUUCGUACCUGGCUCCUGCCUUCAUGAAGCGCUGGCGCCAGUCCACCAUGACCACAAAGACCGACAGCACAAUUGAUUCCAAUUCCAGCGAACGCGGAUUUCAAAAGAUUGCUGGCCGAAAGAUUCCUCCCGUCCUCACUCAUGGAGGAGAUGGCUUUGGCGGUGGACUAGAUGGCGAUUCACCCACCGUCCCUGACUAUCUAAUUGGUCUAUCUCCCCCAUCCCCCGGUGCAGGACCAAGUGGAGGCAACCUAUCUUCUCCGGGUGGAGGUCCGCCUCCAGCUUCUCCGUUCGGCUCACCACUUGAUACGAACUACACCCGGGAAGCGGACGAAUUUCCACCCCCAGAACGGCCCAAGAUCCAACUACCAGUCUCCAGCUCAGUGAAUUUCGGCUCUCCGACCAUGGUCACAUCUUCUCCCCAUCUUAUUCCUCAACCUCAAAGUGCGGUGCCUGUACAGCGCGAUUCAGUGGGACGAAGCCAUCCAAGCCUUGACGGAAGCCGCGGCAGCCGCUUCACGGAGAGUUUGGAUCUGUGA